GUUUUUCUGUCUUGCGGUCGGUCAGCUUUACAGUCCAAUUUAUUAGAGGGACGCUUCCCGCGACGGCGACGGCAGGAAGAAGCCGAAGAAGAAUAUGGAGCAGAACCAGCAACAAAGAGCCUCAAGAGCUUACCAGCUCCACCCCGCCAGAGCAGCUAUUACUGAUCUCUUCAACCUCUACUUGGGAAGGACUACCCCGCCUACCCGUCAGAAACCCGAUGAUUCUAUACGAGAACCUCCGAACAAAACACAGAAACGUGUAACUGCUCUUAACAGGGAGCUCCCACCUCGAAAUGAGCAAUUUCUUUUGGAUUUUCAACAGCUUCAGAGCCAGUUCCCUGAACAGGAGCAAUUGCGAAACAUGACUGAAUCAGUUCUCAUUUCUUUAAUUAUUCAGUGCAGUAGUCAUGCACCUCGGGCGGAAUUUCUUCUAUUUGCUUUACGUAUUUUAUGUUCCAUAGGCUACAUAAAGUGGGAUACCUUUUUGCCCCCGCUUCUUUCUUCAGUUUCAUCAGCAGAGAUGUCAAGUGGGCAAGGAAAUCAAUCUGCAUCUGCCAUCUCAUCUACAAGCUUUCCCCAAUCUGGAAUGCUUCCAAAUUCAACCACAAUCACCACAACAAAUUUUCAGCCAGCAAAUCCUACAUCUCCUAUGCCUUCUGUUCAGGGUGUUGGAUCUCCUGCUCAAUCAGCAAAUGAACCAUCAUCUUGUGCAACUCUGUCACCAAUGAAGUUGUCUGAUGUUCAACAAUCCACCAGUAGGAUGACUUCAUCCGUAAGGGAUAAUGCAAUUAGCAGCUUACGUCAGUUGUGCUGCAAGAUCAUUUUAACUGGUCUGCAGUCCAAUUUAAAGCCGGUGACUCAUGCUGACAUUUUGAACCACAUGUUGAACUGGUUGGUCAAUUGGGACCAGAGGCAACAAGGAGCAGAUGAUAUCAGUAGUGCAAAAGUGUGGAAACUGGACAAAGCCCUCACUGAAUGGCUUCAUAGCUGUUUAGACGUUAUUUGGCUAUUAGUCGAGGAUGAUAAAUGCCGUGUUCCAUUUUAUGAACUGCUACGAAGUGGCUUGCAGUUCCUUGAAAACAUACCAGACGAUGAAUCACUAUUCACACUUAUUCUCGAGAUUCAUAGAAGGAGAGAUAUGAUGGCCACACACAUGCAAAUGUUAGAUCAACAUCUUCACUGUCCAACAUUUGCAACACCAAGGUUUCAAUUUCAGGUCUCAAUUAAUCUGUCUGGCGAAGUAGUGACUAAUGUGCGAUUUUCGCCCAUCACAUAUCCUAGUGUUCUGGGAGAACCAUUGCAUGGGGAGGACCUUGCGGCUUCUAUUCAGCGGGGAACCAUUGACUGGGAGAGAGCUUUGCGAUGUCUUCGACAUGCUCUUCGCACGAGUCCUUCAGCUGAUUGGUGGAAGAGAGUGCUUGUCCUAGCUCCAUGUCAUAGAGCUCAAGCUCAAGUGCCCACUCCUGGUGCUGUAUUUACUCCUGAAAUGCUUUGUGAAGCAAUAAUUGAUAGGAUUGUUGAACUGUUGAAGUUGACAAAUUCAGAAAUAAACUGCUGGCAGGAGUGGCUUAUUUUUGCGGAUGCUUUUUACUUUCUCAUAAAGAACGGGUGCAUUGAUUUUGUUGAUUUUGUGGACACGUUAGUAUUACGCUUUGCAGAGAAUGAGCAGAGUAUUCUUCGUUCCAACCAUGUGUCAUGGUUGCUUGUUCAAAUUAUAAGGCUUGAGCUUGUGAUGAUUGCUCUGAAUACAGAUUCAAGAAAGGAGGAGACAACACGAAAGAUUCUGUCUUUCCAUAAAGAAGGUAGGACUGCAGAUCCUAAUAGUCCUCAAAAUACCCUGCUUGACUUUAUAAGUAGUUGUCAGAAUUUACGUAUAUGGGCACUGAAUUCACAAACCAGAGAAUUUGUCAACAAUGAGCUGCUUCAAAAAGGGAAACAGAUUGAUGAAUGGUGGAGGCAAACACCCAAAGGGGAACACAUGUUAGACUACAUGAAUUUGGAUAACAGGUCAGUUGGGAUGUUUUGGGUAUUGUCACACACAAUGGCACAGCCUGCUUGCGAGACUGUGAUGAGUUGGUUGACUUCAGCUGGAAUCUCAGAACUGCUUCCAACUGCAAACUCGGCGCCGAAUGAGAGGAUGAUGGUAAUGCGGGAAGUUAGUCCCCCUCCGGUUGCAUUAUUAUCUGGUCUCUCAAUAAAUCUUUGCAUAAAACUAGCAGGUCAGCUGGAAGAGUCUAUGUUUUCUGGACAGGUUAUUCCAAGCACUGCAAUGGUUGAGACAUAUGCCAGAUUGUUGAUUCUUGUGCCUAAUUCUUUAUUCCGACACCAAUUAAGUCAUCUCUCAAGGAAUCCCUCCCCUGGAAACAAUAAGCCUGGAGUAUCUCUUCUGGUUCUUGAAAUUCUGAACUAUCGGUUGCUUCCUUUAUACAGGUAUGAAGCCAAAAGCAAGUUGUUGUUGUACGAUCUGACCAAAGUAGUUUCUCCACUGAAGGGAAAGCGUGGAGAUCAUCGUAUGUUUCGAUUAGCUGAGAACUUGUGCAUGAAUCUCAUCAUGUCUAUUCGAGAGUUUUUCUUUGUGAAAAAGGAGGGGAAGGGACCUACUGAAUUCACUGAGACCUUGAAUCGCAUAAUUAUAACUAGCUUUGCCAUCAUCAUCAAAACACGUGGAAUUGCAGAGCAGGAGCAUCUCCUAUAUCUCCCAACAAUGCUGGAGCAGAUACUGGCAAACAGUCAGCAUACAUGGUCAGAGAAAACACUUAGGCAUUUCCCUUCUAUUCUUCGUGAAGCCUUGAGUGGAAGGAUAGAUAAAAGGGGUCUGUCAAUCCAGGCUUGGCAGCAGGUGGAAACUACUGUGAUAAACCAGUGCAAACAGCUUCUUUCACCAUCAGCUGAUCCCACCUAUGUCGUGACAUAUAUAAGUCAUAGUUUUCCUCAACAUCGCCAAUACCUAUGUGCUGGUGCUUGGGUUUUAAUGCAUGGCCAUCCCGAGAAUAUUAACAAUUCCAAUCUUGGACGAGUUAUAAGAGAAAUUUCUCCGGAAGAAGUGACAGCAAACAUUUACACAAUGGUGGAUGUCCUCUUACAUCACAUGCAAUUAGAACUACAGCAUGGACAUUCACUUCAGGACGUUCUACUGAAAACAUCAAACAACCUUGCAUAUUUUGUUUGGAACAGUGAGUUGCUUCCGUUAGAUAUCUUGCUUUUGGCACUCAUUGAUCGCGACGAUGAUCCCCAUGCUUUGCAUAUUGCUAUUAAUUUACUUGAUAGACAAGAGCUUCAACAAAGGGUCAAGUUUUACAUUUUUAAUUGUGGCCCAUCUGAACACUGGCUAUACGCUGGAACUUACAAACGAGUUGAAGUGCAAAAGGCUCUUGGAAAUCAUUUAUCUUGGAAGGAAAGGUAUCCUACAUUCUAUGAUGAUGUUGCAGCACGAUUAUUCCCAGUCAUUCCCUUAAUCAUCUACAGGCUCAUAGAAAAUGACGCCACAGACUCUGCUGAUAGAAUACUGCAGCUUUAUUCUACUUUCCUUCGUUACUACCCCUUCAAUUUUACGUUUGUUCGCGAUAUACUUGCUUAUUUCUAUGGUCAUCUUCCCGUAAAGCUUGUUCUCAGGAUCUUGAACAUUGUGGAUCCUAAAAAGAUUCCAUUUUCCGAGUCAUUUGCUCAGCACGUGAAUUCGUCUAACGGUCCAAUCUGCCCACCACUAGAAUACUUUGCAACUCUUCUAUUAGGCCUUGUGAAUAAUGUCAUUCCUUCUCUCAAUAAUAUAUCGAAAUCUGGACUUGUGGGUGAUGCUUCAAGUUACGUGGUCCGUGCAAUAAAUAACAAGAUUACGUCACCAUCGCAUAGCUAUGAAGGUCAGAAACCAUUCUACCAAAUCCAAGACCCGGGGACAAAUACUCAGCUAGUUCUGGACACAGCAGUGAUAGAAAUUCUGUCUCUUCCUGUACCAACAUCCCAAAUUGUAUCAGCUCUUGUUCAGGUUGUGGUUCAUAUACAAUCAACUCUGAUUCAAUCAAACAAUGGACUACAUGGAGCUCAAACCGCAACAGGUUCCAUCCUACCAACUUCUCCUUCAGGGGGGAGUACUGAUUCAAUGAGUGCAAACCGGUCAACAACCCCGUCAGUUUCGGGUGUAACAAAUUCUAGCUUUGUUUCUAGAAGUGGUUACACAUGCCAGCAGCUGUCUUGCUUGUUCAUCCAAGCUGGUGGACUUCUUUUGGCUCAAUUUCCUCCAGAAUUUCAUGUCCAACUUUAUGCAGAGGUGUCUCGUCUAAUAAAAGAAAGUUGGUGGCUCACUGAUGCUAAAAGGUCAUUGGGUGAGUUGGAUUCUGCUGUUGGUUAUGCUUUGCUAGAUCCCACAUGGGCUGCUCAAGAUAACACGUCAACAACAAUUGGUAACAUCGUAGGCUUGCUUCAUGCCUUCUUCUAUAACCUUCCACAAGAAUGGUUAGAAGGUUCACAUUUGAUCAUCAAGCAUCUGAGGCCAGUUACAUCUGUUGCUGUGUUGAGAAUAGCUUUCCGAAUAAUUUCUCCUUUGCUACCAAGAUUGGUCAAUUCUCAUGCUCUCUUCAAUAAGACUCUAUCCUUGCUUCUUGGCAUCUUAGUGGAUGUAUUCGGUAAAAACUCUCAACCAUCAACUCCAGUUGAAGCAUCAGAUAUAUCCGAUAUCACUGACUUUCUUCAUCACAUUAUUCACUACGAAGGGCAGGGUGGACCUGUUCAGGCAAAUAGCAAACCGAGGCCUGAAGUUUUGACUCUCUUCGGAAGAGCGCUAGAGAGUUUGCGCCCAGAUGUACAACAUCUACUUUCACACCUUAAGCCCGACGCUAAUUCUUCUAUUUAUGCUGCUGCUCGUCCGAAAAUUCCCCAGAUGCAGUAACUGUGGGGGAUAAAAUUAAUGUCCAAAAAUUGUGUUAAUAUAUUAUGGAGCUUUUUAGAGGGCUUUUAUUUAUUUAUUUAUUGCGACCUCCAUCACCAAUGUAGUAAUUGCCAAUGUAGAAAGUGUGAUUGAACUUUUAUGACAUUUGGUAAGAAAAGUGUAAUUAAAGUAUUAGACUUUUUUUUUAGUGAAAUCUUAAAUGC
This is a messenger RNA of Impatiens glandulifera, 5085 nucleotides long. RefSeq names its product mediator of RNA polymerase II transcription subunit 23. Lineage: Eukaryota; Viridiplantae; Streptophyta; Magnoliopsida; Ericales; Balsaminaceae. Gene Ontology annotation, biological process: positive regulation of gene expression; regulation of transcription by RNA polymerase II. Gene Ontology annotation, cellular component: mediator complex; transcription regulator complex. The record is from RefSeq and is a predicted model, not a curated record. The transcript has 21 exons. Bases 95 to 4882 code for a protein of 1595 amino acids.